Messenger RNA from Symbiodinium sp. CCMP2456, 1788 nucleotides. NCBI's taxonomy places the organism in Eukaryota, Dinophyceae, Suessiales, Symbiodiniaceae. The record is from the annotation of a GenBank genome assembly.
AUGGGAAGCUGUGCUAGCGUUCAAAAUCACGAGAGAACUCCAUUCUACGCAAGGUUCAUUCUUCAGGAGAAGAUUGGCCAGGGCUCCUAUGGGAAGGUCUACCUGGUGAAGGACAAGAGAAACCAAAAGAUUCUGGCUGUCAAAGUACAGGCGGCGCAAUUUGGCAGGGAGUGGGUGAUCACAGAUGAGGUAAACAUCUGGAGGUCGUUAGGGCGACAUCCCAACAUCGUGUCCUUCCAUGACCUGCGGCAAGAAGCCAAUGUCUACUUCAUUUUGAUGGAGGUUUGCCCCAGGGCAUUGUCCGAUCGUGUGAUGUACUCACCGCAGUGGACGGCCGUGGAUCUCAUGCAUGACUUCAAGCAAGCUCUGCUCGGCCUUUCACACAUGCAUGCCCGGAGGAUUCUCCAUCGAGAUAUCAAGGUGCAGAACUUCCUGUAUGGUGGUCGGGACGACAGGACUCUGAAGCUGGCAGAUUUCGGCUUGUCCGUCCAUCUCCGUCCAGGAGAGAAGCUGGAUGCAGUCUGCGGCUCUCCAGCCUUCAUGGCACCAGAGAUGGUCAUGAGGCAAGGCUACGAAUUCAAGAUCGACAUGUGGAGCAUGGGGGUCACUUUUUUCAUGGUUAUGUAUGGGACUCUCCUCGUUGGAAAACCCAAGAUGAGCGUUCCUGAGAUGAAGGAGGCGAUCAAAAGCCCGACAGCUACGAAGACGGCGCUGCAAGGUGCAAUGCAGAAGGCAGAUACGUGCGAAGGCGAAGAGCGCGAGUUGAAGCACGCUGCUUUGGACGUUGUGAAGCAGUUGACCGUGAGGGAGCCGACCCAGAGAGUUGGCCCCAAGGAUGCGCUGGACCUACCUUUCAUUCACUUAGUGGCGGUGGCCAGUGAAGAAGACUUGGCCAGAUACAGGAAAAUCUUGCUGGUGGACCGCCCUCCAGCUGCCAAGAAGAAGGCGGUGACGGAACCGGAGGCUGAUAUGGUCCGAUCAGGCAAGCCACCCGUACCUCGCAAGCCCCAGCCGCAAAGUCCCAGAGUGGAUGCUCUUACGCCAGUGGUGCCUGGUGGCGGAAGCGGCGGCAACCCACCUUUUACGACAAGUGGCGACAGGCAACUUGGAGUGAAUGUCAGUGAUUCCGGCCAAGGCAAGCGAAGGGCAAAGUCCUCGAACGUCAUUAUGUUCCAGGGAAGCGAUGGAGUCGCAAAGCGACCGUCUGACAGAAUUCAACUUCCAGAUCAUCUAGACUCCCCGUCCCCGAACAGCUUUCGCGGAAUGGAGGGCGGCGCAUCUUCACUGAAGUUGCAGCGAUUCAAAAGCGCCGGAAACCUCGAAGGUGGCCGCCGCCAGUCGCAGCACUCGAAGGUGAGCUGCGAGCUGGGACUCGCUGGGGAGUCUGAAGAGUUCAUCCGCAUGAGCGUUACAAACUGUUUGAUGCAGGCCUACCGGGGUGGCAGCAGACGGCUGAUUGAUUCAGGCUUCGUUCGGGUGCAGGGAAGCGGCGUCCUGAGCCCGGACAGUUCUUACGCACUGGGGGGCGGCGGCUUGGAGAGCUUCGGCGCCCCACCGUCUGACGAAGCACACUUCCGGAGCCGCCUCGCUGCACCUUCAAACAGGUCCGCGGCAUCCUCGUCUGGUGCGGCGAUGUCUGUUUCGCAAUUGCACGCGGCAGUGGGAGACUCCCGCGGCGUGCCUGUUCCGAAAUCUCGGGCAGAUCACAGCAGUCCGUUCUUUGUCUCGGAGGAGCCCGGCGUUCUGAAAAUGCUGCCUGGAAGUAUCCAAGAGCGCCUCGAUGCGUGA